Messenger RNA from Antechinus flavipes (yellow-footed antechinus), 2180 nucleotides. RefSeq names its product THO complex subunit 4-like. Gene Ontology annotation, cellular component: nucleus. The coding region runs from base 84 to 980 and encodes 298 amino acids. The transcript has a single exon. NCBI's taxonomy places the organism in Eukaryota, Metazoa, Chordata, Mammalia, Dasyuromorphia, Dasyuridae. Gene Ontology annotation, biological process: mRNA export from nucleus. The record is from RefSeq and is a predicted model, not a curated record. Gene Ontology annotation, molecular function: mRNA binding.
CUUCACUCUCUACUGAGCCUAGAGAGAAAACUGAACAUUCCAUAAACGUAUCUGUUUAUAUAUGUAAAUAUAUAGGUUUGUGAAUGAUAGUAGCCAUCUCUAGAGUGGAGCGGAGAAGGAAAGAACAAAAACAAAGAACUGUUAGGUUUUUUUUUUUUUUUUUUUUUUUUUUUAAUAGCUCAUCGUUGUUUUUCGUGCCGGACCACCGAUUCUACCCCGUCAUGGCCGACAAGAUAGACAUGUCCUUGGACGACAUCAUUAAACUCAACAGGAGCCAGCGUAGCGGAUGCGGCGGGUACCGGGACCGAGACCGAGGUCGGGCUGGAGCCCAGGGCGGCCGCGACGGUGGAGACGCGCAGGAGGCAGCCCGCGUAAGCAGAGGCGGGGGCCCCAUCCGGAACAGACGGACCAUGGCCCGCGGAGGCGCCCGGGGCCGCGGCAGGAACCGACCCGCGCCCUACAGCCGACCCAAGAGGCUUCCACCCAAGAGUCAGCCCGACGCGUUCCCCAGUGACUUUGGAGGCGGGCCCGCAGCUGAGACCGGGACCAAGUUGCUGAUCUCCAAUUUGGAUUGCGGGGUCUCGGAUGCCGAUAUUCAGCAACUCUUUGCUGCAUUUGGAACUCUGAAGAAGGCAGCUGUGCAUUAUGAUCGGUCCGGCGGAAGCUUAGGAACAGCAGAUGUUCACUUUGAGCGAAAAGCCGAUGCUCUGAAGGCCAUGAAACACUAUGAUGGUGUCACCAUGAACGUCCAGCUUGUUCUAGCACAGACUCGGAAACAACGAAGAGGCGCUCGGAGGGUAAAUAGAGGUGGAAUGACCGGAACCCGUGGCUCUGGAGGCGGCACCCGGAGAGGCGGCCCUGGACGCAAGCGAGGACCACAAGCAGGAGCUGGAAGAAAUUCCAAACAACAGCUUUCCAGAGAAGAACUAGAUGCCCAACUGGAUGCUUAUAAAGCCAUGAUUGAAUUCGAGUUAAACUAGCCAGCAUAUUCCCUGCAUGGAACAGGACUCACGAUUCUGCUUCUUUCCCCUUUUUGCUGGAAGAGGACUGUGGCUCCGAUAUGCUUUCCGAUAGCUUUGACUAUGUAGGAGGCCCGAGGAAAAGAGCUGUUCUCCUCUUUCCCUUACUUGUUGGUCUGGGAAUAACGGGAGCUGGAGGCUCAGCAGGACUAGGACUGGCUGUCCAUUCCUACACUAGACUUUCAAACCAACUGACUGACAAUGUUCAGGCCCUCUCCAGUGCUAUCAAUGACCUCCAGGAUCAGAUCGAUAGUUUAGUUGAAGUGGUCUUGAAAAUAGACCAGACCUGGACUUCCUCAAAGCCAAGCUAGGAGGGAUAUGCUUAGCCCUCCAGGAACGCUUUUGCUUCUGUGCAAACAAAUCUGGUAUUAGAAGGGACAAAACUAGGAGACUCCAGGAAGAUUGGAUUAAGGGGCGCCAAGAACUGUCUGAUAACCCUCUUUGCAGUGGGCUCCAUGGGAUCCUCCCUUCUCUUCUUUGAUUCCCUGGGCCCUUAAUUGGCUUUCUUUUCCUUUGGUCUUUUGGACCCUGGGCCUUCUGGAAAGUUACAUCCUUUGUCAAAUCCCGAAUAGAUAGUGCACUGGCAAAACCCAUCGACAUACACUCUCACCGCCUUGAGACUGGUGAUGACCCUCUUGAUACUCAUAUGAGCAACCAAAAUUUCUGAAAAACAUCGAGACCUGGUUAGCCAAUGACGGGUAAGAUUCCUCAAGGAUUAGCCAACCUAAGCCAGGAAGAGCUGUUUUUGUACAUCCUUCCUAUGACGGGUAAGGCUUCUCCCCAUAGGGACAACCUAAGCCAGGCACAGGUCGGGAAAUGAAAACUUCUAUACUGGAUGCUCUUUAUCAAUACAAAAAGAGGGAUCUGUGGGGGCCAACACUAAUCUACGGGUGAAGGCCACAUUCCUAAGAAUACUUUCACCUUGGAGAGGCAGACAUCUAGGCGCCUUCUAAUCCCUUCCUGGAGCUUCCUACUCACCAAAGACCCCUAGCCAACUUGUCCUUUGGCGGCCAGGAAACUAACCCUUUGUCCAGGGCCCCCUCUGCACUGAGUUUGCCCGACCCCUACCUCCUUUCUUCUUGCUAGAAAUACUCGUACUUUUGCCCACAAUAAACGAGAAUUGAUCAAAAAGCCUGUCUUGUCUUCAUUUUAUGGGUUUCU